This is a messenger RNA of Linum trigynum, 4629 nucleotides long. NCBI's taxonomy places the organism in Eukaryota, Viridiplantae, Streptophyta, Magnoliopsida, Malpighiales, Linaceae. The record is from the annotation of a GenBank genome assembly.
UCCCCGACUUUGACUCUUUCACACUCUUUUUCGCCAUUCAUUCAUCUCUGUGGGCUUUCCUUUCCUUUCCUUUCCUUUCCUUUGAGUGAUCCUGCUUGCACCCUUCUCUCUCUCUAUCUUUGUCUGUUGGUACUGCGCCUGCCAUUCGAUUAUCGAUUCCAUCCUAGCUUCUUACUCUCUUCAAGGUGUUACGACGUACGAAGAGUAGCUUUGCUCUCUGCCUCUUCCGAUUUUUUUUUGUGCUUAUCUGGUGAGUUCUUUUCCUUCUAUUUUUUUUCUCAGGUCAAAUAGUUUCUCAUGUGGAUAGAUUCUUCACUUGCUUGAUUUCUUACUUUCCUAGAUGUCGUCCCGUCUUCUGGUGUUUUCGCCUUGUGGGUUGUGAUAGAUUUUUGGUGCUUUCGUUCUCAAGAUUUUCUUUUCUGCACAUUUCUUUUGAGCUCAUCUUGCGGCAAUUUUUUCCCUUUCCGUUUUUUUUCCUAGUUGAAAUCUGCAAAAUUGUGCCCCAAUUCGGUAGGUUUUUUUUUUAAGGUCAGCCUGUAUGGCGGAUGCUGGGAUGCUUUCUUUCUCAGUACCCAGUUGUUUAAUUUUGGUUUAACCCUGGCUUCCGCUGCUUUUUAGCAUUUCGAUUGAUGUUAUAAUCAGAUCUAAGGAAGUGGGUUGCCGUAAACUUGUUCUGGGUUGUUAUUCUUUACUGAUCUAAGGCCUGCUGAUUCGGUGUUCUAACUGCGGCGAGACCUUUUCAUUUUUCUUUUCUUCUUCUUUCUCCUGCAGGGUUUCUCCGGAAAAGAACUGGUGUUGUUGCCAGCUACAAUUGUGGCUAUCAUUUUGUUGAAAGGGACAGUAUGCGGUGGAUUCUGACUGCUUCUGUUGAUGUUUAUCGCAACGUUAUCUCCCUCAACUUGUAUUGCAGAGUGAUUCUGUAAACCCUUUCCUUUGAUACCCAGAGAUCACACCCCCCUUUUCAUUCUUUCCCUCCUUCAAUCCAUAAUCCUUAUCCAUGGGAUCUUCCUUUUUCUUUGUCGUGCCGUGCCUUGUGCGCCAGAUUAGUUGAAUACUAGAAGUUAUAAGUCCCCUCCAAUUUCUUAGUUCUUCUUUUGUGUUUCCCUCAAAUUUUAGCUAGCUCUCUCCCCUGCUUGAAGAUUCGGGCGUCUCAAUUGUUGCUGAUAAGUCUAGAUUUCACUUGCAAGUGAUUCAUCUUGUAAUUGGCCUGGUUUGAUUCAUUCCCAUUCGAGACUGCCAUUGUGAUUACACAUUGAAGGGAUUGUGAAGUAGUUAUGGUAAGCCAAGCAGCAAGCCAAACAAAUUUUCGGGCUGUUAAGUACGAAAAUGGGAUUGCUGGGAGUGCCGCCAUAGUUGUUAGAGUUAUUGCAUGCUUUCAUACAUUAGAGGAGUGCCAGGUGAGUGUUGAUACCUUACUUCCUUGUGCUGUUUGAUUCCAUGUGCGCUUUGACAGGUGUUUUGCAAAUGGUGUAUACUGAUUCUGUUCCCUCUUCUCUGAUCUUCCAGGCUGAAUAUUUCCGUCAAUUGCUGAAGCCUGUAACGUAGAUAUUGUUUCCUGCAUUUGUGUUUUCAAGCUUACACUGGAGUUUUUUCUUUUUACAAUUGCAACUGAAAGAAUCAGCCAGUAAACCCGAAGCUUUUGACAUCUGAAGGUCUUUGCGGUAUGUUUCUUGUCUCUUGCUUGGAGUUCAGUCAUUAAUAAGUAAUCUUCUGCCCUUGUUAUUAGCGUUUGUAUUGAUUUCUUCAUGUUCUCUGUUACAGGUGAUUACUUGAAUUUGGAUGGGAGACCCUUUUGGUUCCUGGAUCCCACAGCAACUAUUUGAUUGGAAAUCACCAAAUUUGGACUAUUUGGGUUCUCAGUGUUUCCAAUCUGGUCAACAGGAUCAUAUUCCUUCACAUAUGAACUCAAGUAUUCCCAUGGUAUCCCCAAAUGGGAAUCUGGGCACCCACCCUUUCCAGGAGCUACCUCACUCAAGGGUUCAUGGUCAGACCAAUGAACAUGAUAGCUGGUUUUAUGGGUUGCCACAUUUCAGACAGGCCAUUAUGCCUGAUCUUGACUCUGUUCUUCCAAGGGAGAGGCUCUACUCUGGCCCCAAGUCAAUGAUCAAUCCCAUAGCAGAAUCUGACAGUGGUGGCCAGAAGAGAUUCCUUGUCUUUGAUCAGUCUGGUGAUAAAACAACUCUCAUCUUCAGCUCGGGCGUUGUGCCACCUGCUCCGUGCCUUACUUCAUGGAGUCCUAAGCCAAUUGUUGCCUCCAAGUUGAAUAAUGAAUGCCCUGUAUCAAAGGAGCCUCUAAAUCUCCAGUUGAAUCUGGUAUCAACUGAGAACGACCAUGACUGUGCUGGUUUGGAGAGUGAGAUGCCGGAGGACACCGAAGAACUGAAUGCGUUGCUUUACUCCGAUGGCGACAGCGAUUGCUCAGAUGAUGAUGAUGAUGAAGUUACCAGCACAGAUCAUUCGCCCAGUACGAUGACAGCUCACAAUAGUCCACGCGGUUUGCUCAAUAGUAGCAAAGCAGAAGUGGUUGCCAGUUCUGAUGGUUCUUCGACUAGGAAAAGGAAGCUGUUUGAUGGAGCUCACAGCGACGACAAGCCAUCACGUGUCGACACUGCCAGUUCCGUGAAGGUGGACAUCAAAGUGUCCGAGUAUGAAGAUGAUGCUGAAUCCAGGUGCUUUGAUGGGAUGGAUUCAGCAUCUAGUGAAAACCCUGGUUGCGAAUUCGGCAAUAAGAGGCUGAGGAUAGAAAAAAUACGCGAGACAGUGAACGUGUUGCAGAACUUGAUCCCAGGUGGGAAGAGCAGGGAUGCAGUUGUGGUUCUAGACGAAGCCAUUCAUUACUUGAAGUCACUGAAGGUGAAAGCAGAAGCCUUGGGGCUUACUGGGCUAGCAGGUGAAUGGUGAGCCGCAGCAGUACUGUUACUGCAAGUGGAGUGCCAGUAGCAGACGCUACUGGGCAGUUACAAGUACAUUACUAUUUAGAACCUCGUAUCCUCGGUGUUUCCGGAAUAAGCUUGUGAGUUGUGCAGGUGGAGUAGCAAGUAAGUAUCGAGUUGUUAAGUUGGUAAAAUGUGAAGUUUGCUUAAGGUGGUGAAUAGUUGGCGUGAAAGGAAGGGUUCCUUGGAGUUGGAGGGAGAGAGCCGAUCCAAACAGUAGCAGGUGGUCUUUACUCUUCUGUUGAAUGAUGAUGAAGUUGGAAAUCAGUGGCAGGCUUUAGAUAUACGGGGGAAAAGAGAGAUAUGGGUGUUUCUUUUAUCCAGCCUCUAGAAAGGAAGAGUGGGGGAGUGCAGAGCCUAUAAUUGCUAAUAAAGUGAAAGAUGGAGGAAGAAUGAUUAAGGAGAUGGCUAUGGGCUUAGGGUUUAGUGAAAGUAAGAGGAUGGAGGGGUCAGAAUCAGAUUUGGCGUGGCCUUGUGGCCGUUUAAUUCAAGGAAAGAAACAGAGGGACCCUCCAGAACGCACGCUUCAACAGCUUCCUUGCUGCUACUUGGGUGAAUUAUGGUUUUUUAUAUAAUCAAUCAAUCAAUCGUCUCGAAUGUUGGGAGAUGGUAAAGUAACUUGUGUGGUGGCCUCCUUUUGGUCAAUCUUAUUAUAUAGUAAUAUUUGUCUUAGUAGUGGUGCUGUAUUUCGUAUGAGUACUUAUGGGUACAAGUACAAUGUUGGUUUUGUCAAGUUUGGGUGGACUUUUGCUGUUUAUGAAGUAUGAUAUAAUGUAAUGUAAUGGUGGGUUGGAGUUUUUUGUUGUUGUUGUUGUUGUUGUCAUCACGCGGAUUGUAUUCACGUGGCAUGCGUCCUAUAUUUUUACAGCAUAUCAUAUGCUUAUGAUAUGGAUACAGAGAGGGUGAGAUAGCGAUGUGUCGUUCUCUGUGGGAAUGCGAUACUUGCUCCACCAUCGAUGCAUCAAUUCAACGAUGGUAUGUUUUUGCUUUUACGUGACUUAUUAUUCUUGCUGCUGCUGCUGCCUGUCAAUUGUGGGUUGUGACAGCAAGCAAUUGGCACGCCGCCGGUGACUUUAUUCUUUCAGUUCCGGCUGCUGGUACUGCAGCAGAGCGGGGUUCUUUUGUCCUUGUUCUUGCUAACUCCUUUGACUUUUGUAAGGCGUGGCUGCAUGUACAGAUGAGGACAAAGGAAAAGAGACGGUGAAGGCCAGGAAGGAAGGAAGUCGUUGGAUCAUAUUACCACGGAAGAGGAAAGCUAAAGGAAAAAGAAUAUUGUUUGACAGGGUCUAGAAUCUAGAUAGAUAGACUGUGAUUCUGGAGAAAGAAGAGAAUAACUGCUGAGGCGUGGCGUGGGAACGCGCAGGAAGGAAGGAAAGCAGGCGUGCAUGCGCUGCUGCGACUUGUUCCUGAUUCCCAGGUAGCAUUACUAAAAAAACUGCGACUUUGGUGAUGAGUGAGUGAGUGAGAGAGACAAAAAGGCAGGGGCUGACGAUCGAGUAAAGAUAUGCAGGACAGGAGGGUUCAGUAGCUAUUGGGGUUGAGAGUAAAGAUCAAUGACGUUAACUUGUUAACCACUUAGCUGCUGCUAUUGGGCAGCUCAACAUCAAAGAAAGCUCUGUCCUUUUUCCCACCUAUUUUACUUUCUACUGAUUUGGCCAUUUGGGUAUUGUUCAGCAGAUAAAAGGGUGAUUGAGAU